Messenger RNA from Dissoconium aciculare CBS 342.82, 937 nucleotides. RefSeq lists its product as uncharacterized. The record is from RefSeq and is a predicted model, not a curated record. Bases 154 to 624 code for a protein of 156 amino acids. The transcript has a single exon. NCBI's taxonomy places the organism in Eukaryota, Fungi, Ascomycota, Dothideomycetes, Mycosphaerellales, Dissoconiaceae.
UGCUGUGUGGAAAUGGGAUGAUCGGGGCGAAACCCCGUGUGUCGCAUGAAGCCACCACAUACACACAUACACAGACACACACACCGAGCCGUCUGCACAACUGAGGGCCAUACCGCAAGUUCCCGAAGGAAAUUCUCCAGUGGGUAAUCACACAUGUCUCGGCCUACCCUUGUCAUCAGUUGCCGAGCCGAAGCCGGUUUGGGGGGCAGCUUCUGUGACAGUAGCUCCAACAGCUGUACAGUAGUCUGUGAUGGAAACUGUAAGCUGCGUCGCCGGCAAAGGGCCCCAAAAGGCAAUCCAUAUAAUCCCGCUCGGCGUGCUGCUGCUGCUGGUGCUGCUGCUGGUGCCGGUGCUGCUCCUGUCCGGUCAGUACUGCUGCAGUUCUUCGGAGGACGCGCGCGCGCGCAAUGGACGGACGGAAACUCCACCCGAACGGACCCCUCUGAGAUCCGUCACUUGAUAAUAUCCGAGCCGUUUUGGGGCGAGGGAAAAAUCGCCGUGGUCUGUAUAAGAGCGCGAGAUAGACUUUGUACCUAUCGAGAUUUCGCGAUGGACUGUUCCGUUCAUCUCUCAACGCGUCGGCGGGAAAUCACGACGCGCGAGACAAACGGGACAAGAAGUUGAUCAGACGCCCGAAUGCCGAGGGAGGUCUUUCGUGACUCGCGUGUGUCGGUGUGUCUGUGUACUGGAGAAUGACGAUGUGCACGCGCUUCCCCAGUCGCAAUCAAUCGUCCAUCAUCAAACAAUCGGAGACAGGGAGAUGGCGUGAUGUGAUUUAUUAUAUGAUUAUUACACCAGCAGAUCAUAGAGGGUUGCAGAUCGGCCCGCAUUUGGCUUUUCUUUCCGCAUCUACAUACGUUGUCCUCCGACAGGCCCAUUGCUGAUUUAUUACUGGAGUUCUCACCUCGGUUAGUGGUGUUGCUGCUGUUUCGGAACC